UCUCGCCGCCUACUGGGGGCUCCAAUGCAGCUGUAUUUCCCGGCAUGCCCCGGGCGGGGUUCCGGUGAUAGAGGCAAAGAGGGAUCCUGUGACAGGCUGCCGCUCUCCUGUCCUUGGACCGCUCCAUGUUCGUGCAGGAGGAGAAGAUCUUCCCCGGCCGGGUGAUCAGACUCCAUGUCUGCACCAUGGAGGGGGCGGAAUGGUUGGAAGACGUGACAGAGGAAAUGACACUCGAGAGGCUGAAGGAGCAAUGUCUGAGACAUUGUGCGCACGGGAGUCUGGAAGAUCCCAAGGUCCUAACGCAUCAUAAGCUGGUCCAUGCUGCAUCAGAGCGAGUCCUGUCUGACGCCAAGACUAUCGCAGAAGAAAACCUUCAGGACAGAGAUGUCCUGCUAUUGAUUAAAAAGCGGGCACCGCCUCUACCACCAAAGAUGGCCGAUGUUUCUGCAGAGGAGAAGCGGAAGCAGGAACAGAAAGCACCAGACAAGGACGCCAUCCUGAAGGCCACUGCUGGUCUACCUGUUCGCAAUGCAGACCGUUCCGUGGCUCAUCACAACAUGAGAGAUUUUCAGACAGAGCUUCGGAAGAUUUUGGUGUCCCUUAUUGAAGUUGCACAGAAGUUGUUGGCUCUAAACCCCGACGCUGUUGAACUCUUUAAAAAGGCGAAUGCCAUGUUAGAUGAAGAUGAGGAGGAUCGGGUGGAUGAAAUAGCUCUAAGGCAGCUGACAGAGAUGGGAUUUCCUGAGAGUAGAGCGGUGAAGGCCCUCCGGUUAAAUCACAUGUCAGUGACACAGGCCAUGGAGUGGUUGAUUGAGCAUGCAGAUGAUCCAGCAGCAGACACUCCUCUCCCAAAUGAAAACAUGUCAGAAGUGGCGGGAGAUUCUGCCUCAGCUGACCCCAGAACCAGCUUAGGAGCCACAGCAGAGGAGCCUACAGAUGAACUCACAGAAAUCUUUAAGAAGAUUAGAAGGAAAAGAGAAUUUCGGCCUGACCCUCGGGCUGUCAUUGCUCUGAUGGAGAUGGGCUUUGAUGAGAAAGAAGUGAUUGAUGCACUGCGUGUGAACAACAAUCAGCAGGAUGCAGCUUGCGAGUGGCUGCUGGGAGACCGAAAACCAUCCCCAGAGGAGCUGGACAAGGGAAUUGACACAGCUAGUCCUUUAUUCCAAGCCAUCCUAGACAACCCUGUUGUACAACUAGGCCUAACCAACCCUAAGACCUUGCUAGCAUUUGAAGAUAUGCUUGAAAAUCCUUUAAACAGCACACAGUGGAUGAAUGACUCUGAAACAGGUCCCGUAAUGCUGCAGAUAUCUAGAAUUUUCCAGACCCUAAACCGCACGUAGAAGGCAAUGUCACUUCUGAAGAGUCGCCUUUGCUUCAUCAUGUCCCUGGGACUUGGGGAGAGAAUGCCAAAAUCUUACUGAUUGCAUUGUUAUAUUUUUUUUCCAGUUCUGGGCCCCUGUCAUUUAUUCAGCUCAGGAGAGUGUGAGUGUGAAGUUUCUUUAAUCACAAAAACCACUUCGAUUUGUGAGCUUGUUGGCGUUGUUUUGUGAUUUAGACUGAGCAGCCGUUAAAGUGCAAGUUCACCUUU
Messenger RNA from Nanorana parkeri, 1588 nucleotides. RefSeq names its product UBA domain containing 1 (gene UBAC1). Gene Ontology annotation, molecular function: protein binding. The transcript is spliced from 10 exons. The record is from RefSeq and is a predicted model, not a curated record. NCBI's taxonomy places the organism in Eukaryota, Metazoa, Chordata, Amphibia, Anura, Dicroglossidae. The coding region runs from base 126 to 1340 and encodes 404 amino acids.